GAAAAUAUAAAUGCAGAGCGCUCCCCAUCGUCGUCACGGUGAAUCUAUCCGGUGCAUUCUCUUCUCGCCUCGCGGUUGCCAUGUCGUUUUCCAGCUCGCGAGCGCCCGGCCCCGUUUGUGUAUAAAUAUGUCCAUGCACACCCUGCACCAGAUUAGCUGGAGCCGCCUGACCUGACACGCACGCACAGCUGCCUUCUUCUUUCUUGCUCUGCUCCUCUGCCCACUGUUUGUUGUCGCCAUGGCUCGGCGGCGGCCGCGCUGGACGUGGGCGGCGGUCUUUAUCGCUGGUGUUCUCGUCGUCUCUGCUUCUGUUUCUACGGCGGCGGCGGCGGCGGCGGCAGAGGAGGAGGAGAAGAAGCUGCUGGUGGACAUGACGCUCGUCCCGGACGCCGCGUCCGCGGGAGCAGUGUGCCUGGACGGGAGCCCGCCGGCGUACCACCUGGACCGCGGCGCCGGCUCCGGCGCCGGCUGGCUGCUGCAGUUCGAGGGCGGCGGGUGGUGCAACGACGCGCGGUCGUGCGCCGAGAGGGCCGGGACGCGCAGAGGCUCCACGCGCCUCAUGAACAAGCUCGAGGUCUUCUCCGGCGUGCUCAGCGACGAUCCGGCCAAGAACCCAGAUUUUUACAACUGGAAUCGAGUGAAGCUGCGGUACUGCGACGGCGGCUCCUUCGCCGGUGAUUCAGAGUUCAUAAACGGUACUUCAAUCAUCUACAUGAGAGGGCAGAGGAUAUGGGAUGCUAUCAUCACCGAUCUCUUUCGAAAAGGCCUUGCGACAGCCCAACAGGUACUGCUCUCAGGCUGCUCAGCAGGAGGCCUGGCGACAUUCUUCCACUGCGACGACCUCCAGGAGCGUCUUGGAGGUGCCACCACGGUGAAAUGCAUGAGUGACGCUGGGUUUUUCCUUGAUGUGGAUGACAUUUCAGGCGACAAUACCAUUAGACCUUUCUUUAGCAGUCUAGUCGAUCUGCAGGGAGCUCAAAAGAAUUUGAACAAAGAAUGUUUGAAUUCGAUGCUCUAUCCUUAUCAGUGCUUUUUCCCACAAUAUGCGCUUCAAAACAUAAGAACCCCCUAUUUCAUCUUGAAUUCAGCUUACGACGUAUAUCAGUUCCAUCACACAUUUGUGCCUCCUUCUUGUGAUCCUAGAGGUCAGUGGAGCCGCUGUAAAUCAGACCCUGCGGCAUGCAGCACAUCCCAAAUUGCAACUCUCCAAGGCCUGAGAAAUGCAAUGUUAACGGCUCUAAACCUGUUCGAAGGCGAUUCGAAGGUGGGGAUGUUCAUCAAUUCUUGUUUUGCACAUUGCCAGAGCGAGCUGCAGGACACAUGGUUUGCACCAAAUUCCCCAAGUCUACACAAUAAGGUACUAAAACAAUUUGCAUGUACUUGUAUGUAUGUUGCUUCCAUUACAAUCUCUUCGGAGUUUCAGACAAUUGCAGAGCUGGUUGGGGAUUGGUACUUUGAAAGGGGUGCUGCCCAAGAAAUUGACUGCGCUUAUCCCUGUGACUUGACGUGUCACAACAUUAUACCAACUGGUUAUCCUUUUGACAGGGUUAAAGAAAUUCCCGAAUUUUAACCGAUCAUUUGAUAUUGAGGCAACAGAUUUAAAAGACUCCAGGGUCACUGGGUUUAGCGAGAGAUGAAACAGGAAAGUUAUGGUUCAUCUGUGUAGCUCGCCAUCUAGAAACAUCCGCCGGAGCGGUGUUACGGCAAUCCUAGUGAGGAAGAAGGCAGUAGAUCAGUGACGUGACUGGCAAUUUUCUGCAGUUCUUCGAGGGGAAACAUAUAAUCAGGUGGAGGAAUAUAAAGGGGUAGCUUAGCGGCCUAUUGAAUGGCUUCCAAAAGCUAAAUGAAAUGAAAUUGAGUUGUAAGAUGCACAUUCGCGUUGCACCUGGAUGAAUAGGUGGGCUUGCUUCAUCGUGUUGGUACUUGGUGAAGAAUGUUGUGAUUGUGAAGUUUACUUGUAGCACUGAAUCAGUCAGGGGGGAGGGGAUAUAUGUGGGAUUCUGCUUGCACAUAUCCCAAAUUGCAACUCUCUACAUACAAAUUGCGCAAUGUCCAUCAAACUAAUUACCUGUA
Molecule: messenger RNA, 2073 nt
Organism: Brachypodium distachyon (stiff brome)
Lineage: Eukaryota; Viridiplantae; Streptophyta; Magnoliopsida; Poales; Poaceae
Product: pectin acetylesterase 9
Exons: 11
Coding region: 239-1570 (443 amino acids)
Molecular function (GO): hydrolase activity
Source: RefSeq, a predicted model, not a curated record